Solanum tuberosum (potato) is the source of this 2597-nucleotide messenger RNA. RefSeq names its product pentatricopeptide repeat-containing protein At2g06000. The record is from RefSeq and is a predicted model, not a curated record. NCBI's taxonomy places the organism in Eukaryota, Viridiplantae, Streptophyta, Magnoliopsida, Solanales, Solanaceae. Bases 266 to 1918 code for a protein of 550 amino acids. The transcript has 4 exons. Gene Ontology annotation, molecular function: protein binding.
CACAAAGGGAAUAAAAAGAAAAAAGAAGAGAGUGAAUGGGAAAAUAAAGAAAGAGGGAUCAGGCAUUGUCACACUGCGUUUAACAUUUAACCUUAGCCUGCGUUUAUCAUUGACGCCACUGAGUCAUUUUCCGGCCGCCGCCUCCUCCUCCAAAACCCUAAACCCCAAUAAAUAUUAUCACCUCCGGUACCGGAAAUGGUAUGACUAAAAAACGGCUUCUAAAUCUAAGAUCGAUUCAAACCCCUACUAUCGGCGACCGGAGAUAAUGCCCUUGUGGGUUCAACGGGCGUCCAAUAUCUUACUCAUUGCUCGAUUUCAUGGUCUCACUUCUUCAAAAUCUAUCCCUUCAUACGGACCUGGACCUGAGGCGGUUUGGUUUACUAAAGUUGUAUGUCUCCUCUGUUUUCACCAUUCUCAAUCACUUGAUGUAUUCGGUUCUGAUUAUUUUCGUCAAAAUUUGGACCCACAUAUUGCUUUCACCGUUAUUCACCAUAUUAAUACCAAUUUGAAUAACCCCAGAUUGGCAUUUCGUUUUUUACAGUGUACUAGGAUCAAUCUGAAUCUUGUUCAUUGUAUUGGGAGUUUUAAUUUGCUUUUGAGGUCACUUUCUCAGAUGGGGUUUCACGAUUCCGCUAUGUUAGUGUUUAAGUUUAUGAAAGCUGAUGGGUAUUUACUAGAAAAUUCGAUUUUGGAAAGUGUAGUAUUGGCACUUGCAAAUGCGGGCAAGUUUGAGAUUGCCAAAGAAAUUUUGAUUUCACAAGCUGAGUUAGGUAGGGAGGAAGGUAGAAUUGUUAGGCCUUUUGUACAUAAUAGUCUUUUGAGUUUGUUAAUGAAACGAAGUAGGGUAGAUGAAGCUGUUGAUUUUUUCAAACAUCAUAUUUUGAGGUCAGAGAGAUUGUUUCCAGAUACCUGCACUUUUAACACUGUGAUUCGUGGGCUUUGUCGAGUUGGAGGAGUUGAUAAGGCAUUUGAGUUUUUCAAUGACAUGGGAAGUUUUGGUUGUUUCCCUGAUACUGUUACGUAUAACACUCUUAUAAAUGGGUUGUGUUCUGUUGGUCAAGUAAACAGGGCUCGAGGUUUGUUAGGAAAUCUUGAGUUACAAGAUGGACUGUCACCUGAUGUUGUGACAUAUACUUCUGUUAUCGCUGGUUACUGCAAGUUGGGCAGAAUGGAUGAGGCUAUAAAUCUGAUGGAUGAAAUGACUACUUACGGUAUUAGUCCAAAUCUGGUUACUUUUAACAUUCUUAUCAAUGGUUUUGGCAAGAUAGGAGACAUGUUUUCUGCUAUACAAAUGUAUGGGAGGAUGUGUGCUGUUGGUUACCCUCCUGAUGUUGUGACCUUCACGUCUCUCAUUGACGGUUAUUGUCGUACUGGAGAAUUAGAUCAGGGCUUAAAGCUAUGGGAUGAAAUGAACACUAGAAAUUUGUCUCCAAACCUAUAUACUUUUUCUAUUCUUAUCAGUGCUUUGAGCAAGGAAAAUAGGCUAAAUGAAGCUCGGGAAUUAUUGAGGCAAUUGAAAUCGAGGGAUGAUAUUGUCCCCCAACCAUUUGUAUACAACCCUGUGCUUGAUGGGUUUUGCAAGGCUGGUAAUUUGAGCAAAGCAAAUGUCAUUGCAGCAGAAAUGGAGAGCAGAGGGUGUUGCCAUGAUAAAAUCACCUUCACCAUUCUCAUUCUUGGGCAUUGCAUGAAAGGAAGAAUGCUUGAAGCUAUGGCCAUUUUUGAUAAGAUGCUGUCUUUGGGUUGUGUCCCAGAUGAUAUCACAGUAAGUUGUUUGACAUCAUGCCUUCUAAAAGCUGGGAUGGUAAAGGAAGCUUAUAAAGUAAGGCUCACUCCAUCAAAGGACUUGAAUCCUGAUUUAUCAUCUUCAAAGCAAUCUGUACCAUUCCGGACAAGUUUGGAUAUCCCAGUGGCUGUUUAAUUAAAAAAAAAUUACCUGGUUCCUUUGGCACUGCUUAAGGAACAUGCGAAUCGUUGUUCUCUUCAAGUGCUUCAGAACUUGAGAAGAUUGCUUCUGCAUAUUUAUAUCAAGCUCAAGAAGCAUGGUCAUCGUCGUUUCUGUAAGCAACCUUGUUGGCGACAGCCGCUAGGAGUUGUCCCGCACAUCGAGCGCAUAUUGGCAUCUGUUAUAAUUUCGGUCGGCGAUGUAGGUUCUCUUUACUGGGUUUAGACAAGAUCUUCAAAAGUUGUCGGGUUUCAGAAUAUUCUCUUCACAAGCUGGGGCUAUGUGGAGACACGAUGACUGGGGUCGAGGAAGGAAGUGUGCUAUCCUCAGCCCCGAUGCCAAGUGAUACAGAGUGAAGAUCCUAGGGGCAGACAUCUUAUUAACACCUAACAAAGACACAUACUUCCAAAUCAUUUGGGUGGAUACACAAGUUGUCUGGGCUGAGGAGGAAACUUGGCUAUGCUCAUUCCUGAAGCUUUGCAAAUUCACUGUUGAGAUUUGAGGUACAGAAUGCGUAUAUGAUCAACAGGCUAAGCAAGAAAAUUAGUGUUCAUCCGCCUCGUGUACGUUGAUGUGAUGAAAAGUUGUACGUAAGUAACAAUCUUGUUACCACUGGAUAUUGAAAUCAGGCCAUAUACAUAUCCAUUUGAGGCGU